Messenger RNA from Sinocyclocheilus grahami, 12737 nucleotides. RefSeq names its product chromodomain-helicase-DNA-binding protein 6-like. Lineage: Eukaryota; Metazoa; Chordata; Actinopteri; Cypriniformes; Cyprinidae. The coding region runs from base 31 to 8844 and encodes 2937 amino acids. The transcript is spliced from 38 exons. Gene Ontology annotation, molecular function: ATP binding; protein binding. The record is from RefSeq and is a predicted model, not a curated record.
UUUAGACGCAGACAAAGAGAUCAAGAAAAAAUGAAAAUACAAAAGAAGGACAAGCAGAUGUCUGCCACCCAUGUACUAAAGCACACUCCAUCCGCUGCUGCCUCAAAUGCCUCUGACCAAAACGCACAAACUACAUUUCCCAUCGGCCUCUUGGGCAAAGAACAGUUACGAAUCAUUGGAGGGCCGCCCAAUCACUGCAUGGCUCACCCAAAGCACUCUGGGUUACGGGAGGCGGGACCUGCUGCCAGCAGUCACGGUCUCCGCCCUUUAUCAAUCAACAGCGAGGAGGACGAUGGAGGGGGCGGGACCAGGGUGAAGAAGAAACGAAGGAAAAAAGACAAGAAAGAGUCAGAGUGGCACAAAGAUGAAGAGAGCAACACUAAACCAAAGAGAAGGGAGCAAAAGGAAGGGAAGGAGCUUCUUGCGAGAAAGGCAAAGGUGGCGAAGGAACAAAAGGAUCAUAAGAAGAGGGAGCCAAAAGCCCAAAAAGAGGUCAAAAAAGUCAAGAAAGGUCAAGAUGUAAAAGUGAAAACACAGGCCAAGAACACUGCAACACAUCCUCCCUCCAAAAGAGGGAGGAAGCCAAAAGAGCAGGGUGCCAUGCCUCCGGAGAAGAAGAAGAAGGGAAAGAGGAAAAGUGAUGCUGUACUUGAGAUGGUGGAGAGUGAUGACACAACCUCUCUCAGCACGCUCGCCACCGGCGAGGAAAGCAUCGACCCUAUGGAUAACACUAAGAGGCGAUCAGGGCGUCAAGUGAAGCGACGGAAGUAUAACGAAGAUCUUGAUUUCAAGGUCGUGGAUGAUGACGGGGAGACCAUCGCUGUGUUGGGCAAUGGCCGGUUUGCCGCCAUGUCUUCCUCUACCCUCGCCUGGCAGGCUGAGGAACCCCCUGAAGAUGAAGCUAAUAUCAUUGAGAAAAUACUCUCAGCGCGAACGGUCAAGAAAGAGACAUCCCUUGACGAACCACCAGAAGAGAUGGAGGAGUUUUACGUCAAGUUCAGAAAUUUCUCCUAUCUGCACUGUAAAUGGGCGACCUUGGAGGAACUGGAGAAGGACCCACGCAUUAGCCAAAAAAUGAAGCGCUUCAGAAACAAGCAGGCGCAAAUGAAGCACAUUUUCACAGAGCCGGAUGAAGAUCUGUUUAAUCCAGAUUAUAUUGAGGUUGAUCGGGUUUUAGAGAUCGCUAUCACCACAGAUACAGAAACUGGAGAGGAAGUUACACACUACCUGGUGAAGUGGUGCUCUUUGUCAUAUGAGGAGAGCACUUGGGAGCUUCAAGAAGAUGUUGACCCUGUGAAAAUCAGAGAGUUUGAAGACCUCAAGGAAAUUCCAGAAAUCAAGCAUGUGGAAAGGCCUCUGCCCGAACAGUGGCAAAAACUGGAGAAGUCAAGAGAAUACAGGAAUGGGAACCAGCUGCGAGAAUACCAGUUAGAGGGAAUGAACUGGCUCCUUUUCAACUGGUACAACAGGAAAAACUGUAUUCUGGCUGAUGAGAUGGGACUUGGGAAGACCAUCCAGUCCAUCACGUUCCUCUAUGAGAUUUUCCUCAUGGGUCUAAGGGGACCUUUCCUCAUCAUCGCCCCGCUCUCCACCAUCACCAACUGGGAGAGAGAGUUCCGCACAUGGACUGAAAUUAACGUCAUCGUCUAUCACGGCAGCCAGAUCAGUCGGCAGAUGAUCCUGCAGUAUGAGAUGUACCACCGAGAUGAACAGGGAAACAUUGUGUCUGGUCAGUUUAAGUUUCAUGGCAUCAUCACUACAUUUGAAAUGAUAAUGGCCGACUGUCCAGAGCUGAAGAAGCUUAACUGGUGCUGUGUGGUGAUCGACGAGGCCCAUCGCCUAAAAAACCGCAACUGUAAACUACUGGAGGGACUCAAACUCAUGAACCUGGAACAUAAAGUCCUUCUCACAGGAACUCCUUUGCAGAACUCGGUUGAGGAACUCUUCAGCCUGCUUAACUUUCUUGAACCCUCACAGUUCCCUUCCGAGACCACUUUCCUGGAGGAGUUCGGAGACCUGAAGACGGAAGAGCAGGUAAAGAAACUGCAAGCCAUUCUGAAGCCCAUGAUGUUGAGGAGACUGAAGGAUGACGUGGAGAAGAAUCUGGCCCCUAAAGAGGAGACAAUCAUUGAGGUGGAGCUCACUAAUAUUCAGAAGAAAUACUACCGCGCCAUUCUUGAGAAAAACUUUGCCUUCCUUGCCAAGGGAGCAAACCAGCACAACAUGCCCAACCUCAUCAACACAAUGAUGGAGCUUCGCAAGUGCUGCAAUCACCCAUACCUCAUUACAGGUGCUGAAGAAAAGAUCCUUGAGAGCUUCAAGAAAACCUACAGUUCUGAGGCUGCAGAUUUUCAGCUGCAGGCAAUGAUCCAGGCUGCUGGUAAACUAGUGCUUAUUGACAAGUUGCUGCCCAAACUGCUGGCCGGAGGACAUAAAGUGCUGGUGUUUUCCCAGAUGGUCCGGUGCCUGGAUAUACUGGAGGACUACCUCAUUCAGAGGAGGUAUACGUAUGAACGUAUUGAUGGGAGAGUUCGAGGGAAUCUCCGGCAGGCUGCCAUCGAUCGCUUCAGUAAAGUGGACUCUGACCGCUUCGUGUUCCUCCUCUGUACACGAGCAGGAGGUCUGGGCAUCAACCUCACCGCCGCCGACACGUGUAUCAUAUUCGACUCCGACUGGAAUCCGCAGAACGAUUUGCAGGCUCAAGCUCGCUGCCAUCGGAUCGGUCAGAGCAAAGCGGUAAAAGUAUAUCGCCUUAUUACACGAAACUCAUAUGAGAGGGAGAUGUUUGACAAGGCCAGUUUGAAACUGGGAUUGGACAAGGCUGUUCUGCAGGACAUCAACCGCAAGGGCAGUCUCAAUGGGGUUCAGCAGCUGUCUAAGAUGGAGGUGGAAGAUCUUCUCAGGAAGGGAGCGUACGGUGCGCUUAUGGAUGAGGAAGAUGAGGGCUCUAAAUUUUGUGAGGAGGAUAUUGAUCAGAUCCUGCAGAGACGCACACAGACCAUCACAAUCCAGUCUGAGGGGAAGGGAUCAACUUUUGCCAAGGCUAGCUUUGUGUCUUCAGGGAACCGUACAGACAUUUCAUUGGAUGAUCCAAACUUUUGGCAGAAGUGGGCCAAAAUUGCUGAACUGGAAAUUGACUCCAAGGCAGAAAAGGAGAGUCUGGUGAUCGACACCCCUCGCGUACGGAAGCAGACGCGCCACUAUAAUUCAUUUGAGGAUGAUGAACUCAUGGAGUUCUCUGAACUGGAUAGUGACUCAGAGGAACGGCCCUGUCGCACAAGACGUCUCAGCGAUCGCAACAGACGCUACCUCCGAGCGGAGUGCUUCAGAGUGGAGAAAAACCUUCUCAUUUUCGGGUGGGGUCGCUGGAAGGAUAUUCUCAAUCAUGGGCGUUUUAAAUGGCACCUGACGGAGAGAGACAUGGAGGUGCUGUGCAGGGCUCUUCUGGUCUACUGUGUCCGCCAUUAUAAGGGAGACGAUAAAAUUAAGAGCUUCAUCUGGGAUCUGAUCACACCCACUAAAGACGGACACAAUCAAGCACUACAAAACCACUCAGGUCUGUCUGCUCCUGUCCCACGGGGUCGUAAAGGCAAGAAGCUGAAGAACCAGUUGAGUCCCCCUGAGCUGAAGAAUGCAGACUGGCUGGUCCACUGUAACCCAGAGGUUGUGCUUCAGGAUGACAGCUACAAGAAACACCUCAAACAACACUGCAACAAGGUUCUGCUGAGGGUGCGGAUGCUGUACUAUUUGAAGGUCGAAGUGCUUGGGGAGGCUGCCAAUCAGGCACUUGAAGGGAUCCCAUCCAGUAAACUGGAGGUAACCCUCCCUGAUAUCGACUAUAUUGAGAUACCUACUAUAUGGUGGGAUGCUGAAGCAGAUAAAUCGCUGCUUAUUGGAGUUCACAAACAUGGGUAUGAGCGGUAUAACGCCAUGCGUGCGGACCCUGCUUUGUGUUUCCUGGAGCGAGUGGGUAUGCCUGAUGUCACUGCAUUGACGGUAGAGCAAAGUGGAGCAGAAACUGCUUCAGAUGCACCUGAUAGUAUCACCAAGAGUGAUGAAAUCAAAGAGGAGAAUGAUAUUAAGUCUGAGGAAUCAGAAGAGAAAGUAGAGAUCAAGGAGGAACCCAUGUCAGAGGAAACAGGGAGAAAUGACAGUACAGUGACAGGGGGCUUUAUAGGAUCUCUCGCAGGAGACCUUGUUGCAGAAGUGAUGGAGCAGGGACGGAUACAGUGGCCGGCAGGCUCGGCUCUUACAGCACGUCUGCGGCGCCUCAUUACUGCCUAUCAGCGUUAUACACGACGUGAGCCGCUUCGUCAUGAUUUUCUCUUACACGAGGGAAUUUCACCUGUGGCCUGGCAAAUGGGAGAGUUUAGGCACUGCACUACUGAGCCUGACCCGCUCUUUUUAGAGUGGCAACGAAGGUGGACACGUCGAGAGCAGGCUGACUUCUAUCGCACAGUGUCCUCGUUUGGAGUAGUAUAUGACCCAGAGAAGAAGACUUUUGACUGGAACCAGUUCCGUGCCCUUGCUCGAUUGGAGAGGAAGACGGAUGAAAGCUUAGAGAGAUAUUUCCACAGCUUUGUUUCAAUGUGUCGAACUGCAUGUAGACUGCCACCCAGAAAAGAUGAAGGUAACGUGGAUCCUUCACUGUUUGUGGAGCCCAUUACAGAAGAGCGAGCUGCCAGAACAUUAUAUCGUAUUGAGCUUUUGAGAAAGGUCCGUGAGCAAGUAUUGCGCCACCCGCUCCUGGGGACACGACUGCAGCUUUGUCACCCUAGCUUGUAUUUGCCCGUCUGGUGGGAGUGUGGCAAACAUGACCGUGAUCUUCUCAUUGGGGUCGCUAAGCAUGGAUUGAGUCGAACUGAUUUCUACAUCCUCAAUGACCCCCAAUUUUUCUUCCUGGAGGCCCACCGGAACUAUGUUCAUAAAGAAAACCACAGAUAUCCAGUCCCAGGCUUGCCCCACCACCAUUGCUGCUUGUAUGAUGCCAACCUUGGGCAUUGUCAGUCCCCACAACCUCCAGAGUAUCACCACACACCAACACAACUCGUCCAUACUCAUGGGCAUCACCAGGCCACAGAAGUGGUGGCAUCAGAGUCUGGAAGUUCCCUAGGGAUAGGUACAGGAAAUAGUGAAGUAUUUUUGGAUUGUCCUCCAUUGGAUGACUCUCUGGAGUUGGGGUCAUUGCAACAUGAAGGAUUGACAUCAGACACACUACAUGGCAAAUCUGGUAAAGAGGCCUUCAAUGGAUUCCCGUUCAAUUCUGCAACCGGUGGGCAGAAUAUGCUAAAUUCGUACGAUGUGCAAGGGGAGUUAAAUGGGUCUCAAGGAGACAUGGUGGACUCCAUAGCUGGGAAACUUCGCAGCGAUGUUCUGGUGGGAGAGCAAGGGUCCUCAGAGGAGACUGGCUUAAUGGCUCCUUCUGUGGAACUAGAUGAACUUCAAACUCCAUGGGAAAGCUCGGACCAUGCUGAAACUUCUGACAUGUUCAACGAGACUGAUCCCAUCUUGGGAGCGCCAACUUUGGAACCCAGCUUUCUUGAUGCUCCUCAGCCAGAAGAUGGACGGGAGGGUGAUGAAACGCUCACUGACUGUUUGAGCAUGCCUAGUUCGGACUCUCAAAGUAACCCUGUCGAACCACUGGCACCAAGCUUCAUGUUGUUCAAAGACCUUAAUGUUGGAGAGACUUCUGUGGAUCAGACAGAUCUGUCAGCCAGUCUUCCAGAAUAUGUUCCACCACCACCUCUUGGACUCCCGGAUGUGAGUCUUGACCAGACAGAUCCCAUUAGUGAGGAGCAAGAGGACAGGCUUAGUGAUUCCAACAUCACACAUGGUGUUCCCAGUCCAGAAGGAGCUGAAAGCAUAAGGUUUCAUUUUGAGAAAGAAGACCUUUCUCCAGACAGUCCGAAGACAAAGGAUACUCUAGAUGAGUUUGACAAGAUGCCUUCAACAGAGUCUCCAAGGGAAAAUUGUCUCGAGGAAUCUCAGAAAGGGGAGGUGCCAUUUGAUGAUUCCAAUGGAGAUUUGAAAGAUCCUUGUGAAGUGGCUUUCGAAGAACCUUAUGAAAAGCCUCUGACAGAGCCAGAAAAAGUGCCUUUAGAGGAGUCUUAUGAUUUAACUUGUGACGAGACCCUGCAGGAACCUUGCGAAGGGUUUCAGCAAGACACAGCGGAACAGCAGUUGGUGGAAGAAACCUGCAAAGAACCGCCAGAGCCAAUAGAAGAGUGCAAUCUAACUAACACUACUCUUUCAACAGAUUACCCUAUGCCUUCUUCACUCCCAUCGUCUCCAACUACCUUACCUGACACCUCUGUAUCCCCGGGCCUUGACGCAGUCCCAAAACAAGAGUUUCUCGUGGAUCCAGUGGUGUCAGAUGUGAAGCCUGAGCCAGAUAGCACUACGCAGACCCCUCACCUUGAACAGACUGAGGUUUUGGAAGUAAAGGACAAGAUAAAAGAUGAAGGUGCAAAGGCACCAGCAUUAUUGGGAGAUGUUGAUGGACCACGCUUUGCAUUGCCCAUGUGUGAGAUGGCAGACAGUGUCCAUGAAAUAAGGGAACCAACCAUUGCUCAGCUUCUACAAGAGAAAGCACUCUACUCCUUCUCAGAGUGGCCUAAGGACAGAGUGAUCAUCAAUCGUAUUGACAGUGUCUGCCACACUAUCUUAAAGGGGAAAUGGCCUUCCUCCAGUCAACAGUAUGACUCUCCCACCUCAUUGGCUAACACCUGCGUGCCCAGCAGUGCCCACCAGAGGGCAGGAUUUCUGCCUACCAGAAUGCCUAUAUCUCAGAGCCUUAACUUUAACCUCUCACACACAGUACCCCACUUACCAAAGGAGCGGUUAGUGGCCCCAGCAUUUCUCCCUGAGCGCAAACGUCCGAGACGUGGGUUUGAAUUCGAGGCAGAAGUCCUUGCCAAACCAAGCCAUCUUGGAGAAAAGAUCCAGGUUGGCGUGCCUCAUCGUGUAAAUGCUCUUCUACUUAAUGGCUGGCAGGACGCCGCUAUUGACCUCUCCAAACCAACAGAGCUAACAGUUGGUGGAGACAGUGGGCCAAUCAGUCAGAUGAGCCACACUGUCCAGUCAGCGCCCCAUAAAAUAACUGGGAUAGGCUCCAUACAAGGCUCACUGGGAUUGGAUAUGGCUGGCAUUUUGCAGGCUGGCCUGAUUCACCCUGUCACGGGGCAAAUUGUCAACGGCUGUCUUCGUCGUGAUGAUUCAAUGUUGAGACAGAGGAGAGGACGAAGAAGAAAUGUGGAGACUCCUGAUCUCAGCUUUAUAAAGAGACAAAGCAUGAACUUGCCUGAACAACAGAGUGGGUCAGAGAGUAUCAGCCACCCUGUUGUGUCCUCCACAUCCUCCCAGUCAGAAGGCCCUCCAGCCACCCCGACUACACUUCCUACUCAGCCUCCAGCACCCUCUCCAGCUCCUCCUCCAGCCUCAGAGACCCUGAAUGUGAGCAUGGACAGGGAAACAGCCAAUAAAGGCCUAAUGGAAUGGCUCCGACAAAACCCCAACUUCAACAUGGAGCUUUCUGCUUUUCCGUCUCAGAAUGCAAACAUAUUGCACAGUUUCCUGGAGCGUCCAAAACAGAGAAGGCAUCGCUGCAAAGACCCAUCCAAACUCGACGUCAGCUCUCUAACUGGGGAGGAGAGAGUCCCAGUAGUGCAUAGAAACACAGGCCGCAGGCUUGGAGGUGCUAUGGCUCCAGCGAUUAAAGAGCUCUCCCGAUGGCUGGAUGCAAACUCAGAAUACUCUGUGGCUCCUGAUUGGGCGGAUGUGGUGAAGCACUCGGGUUUUCUACCGGAGGGCAAAUUCACACGCAUCCUCUCUGGCCCUGUAUGUCGGGAUCCUGGUCCGCGUAGAAGAGGCAGGCGACCCCGCAGCGAGAUGCCCAAAGCCCCUGAGCUCGCCGCUGCCAUGGGUCCGCUCUUCAUGAACGGUGGGCUCAUUGGCAGCAUGGAUCUGGUUAGCUUACCCAAUCUCCGCAAUGUCCCUGGCAUCCCGCUAACCGGUAUCAUGGGCUUUCCUCACGGUUUCGCCACUGCCGUACCGUCAGGAGAAGAUGCCAAGAAUGGACUCAGCAUGCUGCCCAUGAUGCUCCACAGCAUGGCGGCCGUGCAGCCGCCCAUGUACAGCGCUCACAUGAGUGGGAUGAUAAAUCAACAGCUGUCCACAGUGAUGUCCACUGCAACCGCAUCCUCCACUUCAGCGAGCGUGACUUCGACAAACUCCACAACCGUAACCGUAACCUCAACCUCCAGCCCGGCGGAUAGUUCGGAUUCUGCGCCUCAGCGUGAAAACGCAAGCUCUCCGAUGAGCACGGAGAAUAAGGAGGACGCAAAGCAAGGAGGGGAAGAGAAGAAAGUGUCCGCUUCUGUGUCUACAGCUGCGGCCACUAGCAGCAGUAGUAGUAGCAUCACAAGCACCGGCAGCCAUUUGACCUUUAACCCCUUUCUAAUCCCGGGAAUGUCACAUAGUCUGUUGUAUCCGCAUAUGUUCUUGCCACCGGGCAGUAUAAUGGCUCUGCCCACUAUGCCCGCAGCAGACAGCACGGGCAGCCCCAAGAGGAAGAGGAAGAAGGUUAGGGAGGAAGGAGCAGAGGAGGGAAGCGGCAAUGUUGGUGUGGAAUCGAAGGGGGUUAAAGGCGAACAGACACCCGAACAAAAGAGCCAAGAGGGCGGAAUGGAAGAAGGUGGACCUGAUGUAAAUUUAGCUCAGGUCAAAGAUCCUUCUGACCCUAUAAAAGGUCCUUCUGAGGAUAAAAGUACUGAGGAAAAGGACAAAAAUGAGAUGGGAGAGAAAACGGAGUCAAAUGCUCUAAACUCUUGUGACGGUGGAGACUAGGAUGCAUUCACAUGUUUGGGCUGCAGUACUUUUGUGCGUGUCGUGUCGGUAAAGUUUGUGUAUAGGACUUUGAUUAUCCAUGUAUUGUUUAUAGAUCUGCCCUUGUAAUUUCACUGACAUCUACUCUACCUUCUGCGUGUGUGCUAAAGGAAUAGACACUUAAAGCAUGCAAACACUCAGAGGUCUCGAAUCCUAAAAAAGGGACAACAUCAUCAUUGGUGUUAGCGUGUUCCUUUUGCAUCAUGGGAAUGGAUAUUCAGACGAUUCUGUCUAUUGACGGAGAACGCUCUUAGUGACCCCAGCAUUUUUAGGUGUUAUUCACUAGCAUCUUUCACAGGUUCUCAGAAAGCAGUAGGAUGUUGGUAUUGUGCAAAAAACAGACGGCGGUCUCACUUCGUAAUGGUGUUUUGGAUCACGCUUUUAUAAGUUGCAUAAGACCUAGAUUCAUGUUUUGAAACAUUUCUCUGAAUAAUGUAAAGAAAACACUCAUCCCAUUGGUAGAUUACCAGCAGAGCUGCAUCUGAUACAGUCUCGAUGGAUCACAGUAUUUUGUUCUUAGUUGCUUGCUGCUAUGUAUUCAUUUUAGUGAAGAUUUUAACCUAAAUCCUUUACAAAGCUAUAGGUGGCAUGAGUGCAACAUGGUGAGUGCAAUGGAAACUCAAAAAGAGCCAGGCUUGAAGUUGAUGGCAAAGAACAAUCCUGAGAUUGAUUUAUCUUUUGUUUUGUUUGUCUUGUUGUUUUUGAUGUCAUUUCCACGUGGUUGCUUUGAUAAGAUACCCCCGUUGGGAUACUACUAAUCAUUAUAGAGGUGGCUAUAUGCAUUUAGGGGUGCUGCAAGUUCAAGAGUGAAGGGUUAGUGCCAUAGAUGAGACUUGGUUCUAAAUGGUUUUGGUGCACGGGCUUAUCAAAUAAGUGAUGCAAAGCAGAUGGUAGAAAAUUGCGAGAACUGUGUUUUUAGUUACUUUAAAAGGAUAAUUCACCCUAAAAUUAAAGUUCUGUUAACAUUUCACUCUUAUGUCAUUCGAACCCAUAUGAAUGUCUUCUGUGGAGCAUAAAAGCCGCAUGCUCACAUUAAGAAGUGGCUGUCAGACUUCAAAAAUGACCAUAAAACUACUCCGUAUCACUACUUUUCCUUAUGCAAAGCUACCUUGUGUCUUUAGAAUAACUUGGAAUAAAGUGCACAAUUAAUUUGAGCUACUUUUAUUGUGCAUUUUUGCCCUUCUUGAAGUUUGAUAACCCCUAGUCAUUGUGCUUUUAUGUGGGGAAGAGCAGUCUUAAAAACAGGUUUGAAACAACAUUAGGGUGAAUAAAUUAUGCUGGAAAGUUAAGUUUUGGGUGAAAUAUUCCUUAACCAAAAAAUAUUUUUGCAUAUCCCUGUUUUUUUGCCUUCACUAAAGCCCUUAGGUUGAUGGGGUUGACAGGAAGACGUCAGACCGUCUCGUUCUCCUCAUGGGUUACAUUGCUCUUAUUUUCUCUGGUGCAUUUGAAAAUACUGUUGAGUAAAACCUACCGAGAUUUUGGAAAACAUGUAAAUCUAUCUAGCUGUAUAUUGCGGUUACUUUUGUUUACAAGCACACAAUGUUAUUUUUCCUCGCCAGUAUUUCUCAUAUUGGGAGGAUGUGUAAAAGAAAAAAAAACAGCACUAGUGUUUCUUUUAUUUGAAACAAUUUACACUAGUUAAUAACCAGAGAUAAUUUAACUCGUUUUCUCCCCCAGUCUCAACAGGGUCUCUCUUUUGUGGGAGUAUUCAUUUUCCACCUUUUCAUCUUUUUUUUUUCUUUUUUUUUUCAGUUUUCAAAUGUGAAAACAUUUUUUGCACAGUCUUUUAGGUGAAUGUUUACCUGUAAUUGUGUUCCGUCUUGUUUGUUUAUGUGUGUUCGUGUGGACGCAUGCGCACGCUUGCACAUGUCACUUCCUGUACAGUUUGACCUAUGUAAACCUGUACUGUAAAUUUCUUGUCUAAACAAAACAAAACAAAAAAAUCAUGGUCACCUUCAAAAAAACAUGCUGUUGUUGCCUUGUCACACUAUUUGUGACACCAUGAUGUAAUUUAUUUUGCUUUUAUUUCUCUUUUUACUUUGCCAAAUUCACCAAAUACGACAUUUCCCCUUUCUCAUCACAUCUAUUUUAUUGUGUUCACUUUGCAAUGCCUUAUUUAGUGGUUUAUAUAUGGAUGUUUGUUACAUCUUUAUGUUGGAAAAUAUAUCUAUCAAAAUACUUGUGUACAGUGUCAACGUUUUGGGAAGCAGUCUCGGUCAUACUAGUUAAAAUCUAGUUGUACAGAUACUGACCACCUUGUGCAUUUUUUGGUGUAAAACUUCAGAUUAUAAAACCUUUCAAAUAACAUAAUCAGGCCUCUUUCCUCUCUCAACUCAUUCAAAGCAGUAUUGCAAAGCACAAAGUCUACUUGACUUUCAAAAAUGUCUCAUUGUUAGUCUGAAAGCUUACCUCAGACCUUUUCUCUAUUGUCCCUACAAUGCUUUCUCAGUAACAUCUGGUGAACAAAAGCGCACAGACCUCGUCUAGACGUCUGGAUGAUUGUGUUAUCCUUGCUUUUGACGUUUUGAGAAGUUCGCAUCUCAAUUAAAGGCCUUCAGAAUUUCAGGAGAAACACAGCCAGUAUGUGUACAACUGGAGAGUUCAGAUAGUUAGACUGAGAAUGCUGCGUUGCUGGUUGUAAGCGUGUUGAUUUUAUAAACGUACUGUUUGUUGGAAAUGUACAGUUUGAAAACGCAACAAUACACUCCAGUUUAAUUCAAUUUGAAUCACGGUGUUUGAAAAGAAAGUUUCCCUGGUGCAGUAUCUGGGCUCAUUUGAAGAUCAAUGAAUAUAUAUUCAAUUCUGUGUCCUAGUAACUCUCCAGAUACCUAUUUUUGUCUUUCUCCCUAGCUAAAACGGUUUGGUAGUUCAUCUAAAAAUCUGAUCAAUUUCAAUUUUUGCCUGUAUUUAUUGUUUUACUGUCUCAGCGUUGUCUCCCUGUGUAUUGCAACAUGUGCAUAAACUUGCUGUCUCCAGGUUUUGGAUGUUUUCCUAUAUGGGAUGUCUACACUGAUCCAUUUUACUUUCCAUAAAAGCUGAACUGUUCUGAAAACAGUAAUGUUGACUGUAUCUGUGUGUAUAAAUACGUCUCUGGAUAGUUGCUCCCAGAUACUCUUGAGAGCAAACAAUGCCUUCCCAUUGGGCCCCUACCUCCAUUUUUCAUGGGUUGAUCAAAGGGAGAUCUUUGUAGUAGCUUUGCAUAGUGCAUUUCCAAUGGGGAGUGAGAAUUGGGAAAUUUGUGGUACCAUAUGCCAUUGUCAUUUCGAUCGGACUCUGUCAGCAUUCAAUAUUAUGCUUUCAAAUAUGCACGUAGUAGGAGACUGGAUUUUGCUUUACCACGGUCAGUGUUUGCAUGUCAGGACCUGCUAAAAAGACCCAGUCACAACAUCUGAGGCAGAGCAACAUCCCAUACUUAAGUGUAUGCAAGUCAGGCUACUAUGGAGUGUUUCUUAUAACAGCUGCUUAGCCAGACAGACUUAAGUCUUUAGUGUUCAUGGCACACUAGAGCAUCAUGUACCACGCAGAACUGCGCUUGCGUCACUAUUGAGCCUACGUUGGAGCUUCUGUUCCUCAAGAUCUUGUAGAAUAACAUUGAAUGAAUUUGAUACGACUAACAAUGGUCAGUGUUCAUGACGAGGAAGUACUGUAAGUUCGUAGUUCCAUUGAAGCAAGUGCACUAUAUUGGGAUGAUUACACAAGAUAAAAAGUGAACUUAUACACUUGGUAAGAAAUCUGCAGCAGAGUCGUGGGUCUUUAAUUUUUUUUAUUUUAUUUAAUUUUUUUUUAUUUUGGGAUAUUUUGUUUUUGUUCGAAUAGCUCCUGUACACCGAUGUGGACCAAUCAUAUAAUUCAAA